Molecule: messenger RNA, 1839 nt
Organism: Candidozyma auris
Lineage: Eukaryota; Fungi; Ascomycota; Pichiomycetes; Serinales; Metschnikowiaceae
Gene: RGD1
Product: GTPase-activating protein RGD1
Exons: 1
Coding region: 1-1839 (612 amino acids)
Biological process (GO): signal transduction; regulation of GTPase activity
Cellular component (GO): cytoplasm
Source: RefSeq, a predicted model, not a curated record
AUGAGUCCUCAAGAAACGCCCGAGCAGUCAGAGGGCUCUAAGCUCUUGGAGCUGGAGACAAUUAAAACGUUUAUGAACACUGAUGGUGCUCUCGAGGUGCUUUUGGCCAGGCUUAAGCGAUCUCUUGGUACCGGCGAAGAGUUCGCCAAGUAUGUCAAGAGAAAGGCACAAAUUGAAGAUGAUCACUACAGUCAGCUUAGAAAAUACGCUUCCAACGUUCGUGGGAAUUUGAAAAACACCAAGAACAAAAAUGACUCGUUCUCUUCGAAACUAGACGAGAUCAUCGAGUUUGACGAGAAACUCUACUCUGUGGGGUCCUCGUACGUGAAAGCGUUGAACACGAUGCACGAUGAGAUUGUCUCCUUAAACCAUACGGUGGACCGAUCACGUAAGAACAUAAAGGAUGAGGUGAAGAGAAAGGAAAAGGAGUGUGCCGACUCUAUUCAGAUGGCUGAGAAGGCGAAACAAAAAUACUACCACUGCUGUGAAGACUUGGAGCGGUUGAAGAUGUCGGACCCCAAUAAAAAGACAUUUCUCAAAAGUAAACCUGAAGAGGAAGAAUUGCAGAGAAAAGUGGACUUGGCCGAUCAAGAAUACAAGAACAAAGUUUCCGCUUGCAAAAAGUUGAAGGAUGAGAUGUUGAUGAUCUACAGACCAACGAACACAAAAAAAUUGAAGAAUUUAAUAUUGGAAAUGGAUAUUGCCUUAAAUGUUCAGCUACAAAAGUUUGCCACCUGGAGCGAAACACUUGUAAUGAAUUCAGGUGUCUUAAUUAGCCCAUUGCAGGACAACAAGCCAUCAAUGAAAGCCCUCGCUGCUAGCAUUGACAAUGAACUCGACUUGUACAACUAUAUCUCGAAAAACUCCAACAAUCCAAGCAACAAGCUGUUAACCCCCGUCGAAUACACACCACACCCUUCGUUCGCAAAACACACAAAGCCUGCUAAGCCAUUCUUUAACAACGCCAAUAGCAGCAACAAUGUCAACUCUGCAAACAACUCGACUAAUAAGAAUCUCGGCUCUAACUUGGCUCCGACACAAUCACUGCAAUCUCAAACCCUCAAGAGCCAAAGUCAGACUAAUCUAAACUCUGAACCCAAAGGUAAUGCAACUCCGGCAGAGAGUACAUCCAGUACAUUUACCUAUAGUUCAUUGGACCCAAGCACUCAUCAAAGUGACUUAACUGGCCCCAAGUCUUUGAGUCAAGUCAGUCAAUAUGCUCAACCUACCUUUGGCGUUUCCAUCGAGGAUGUCAUUCAGUACGCAGGUAUCGACAACGUUCCGCUAGUUGUUAAAAGGUGCAUAGAGAUUAUCGAGAAUUAUGGUCUAGAUAUUGAAGGCAUUUAUCGAACUAGUGGUAACAAGACUACUGUUCAGCAGCUUAAGGAGUCAAUUGACUCGAACUUUGCUAACUAUUUAAUGAUUGGCCAUAACAUAGAUCCAAACAACGUGAUGGAUGCUGAUAUAUACUGCACGGCUUCCCUUAUGAAGAUAUAUUUCGCUUCCCUUCCGGAACCUCUUUUGACAUCAGCUUGUUACCAAUCCUUCAUCGAAACAGUCAAAUCAACUGACGAGACAUUCAUUGCGAAGAAAUUGCAUCAUUUGGUGUAUAACUUACCCGAUGGUGCUUACUUCACCUUAAGAGCUUUGAUAUUUCAUUUGAAUAAGGUGGCCGCUCAUCAGCAUAAUAAUCGCAUGACCGCUAAGUCUUUGGCCAUCAUUUGGGGACCAGCGAUCCUCAACGAUAACUCGAUGUCUCCACAGGACUUGAGCUAUAAGACAAAGGUCGUCGAAGAGUUGAUGCUAAUUGCUAACGAAAUCUUUGACGCUGAUGAGUAA